Messenger RNA from Coniophora puteana RWD-64-598 SS2, 648 nucleotides. RefSeq lists its product as uncharacterized. The record is from RefSeq and is a predicted model, not a curated record. Lineage: Eukaryota; Fungi; Basidiomycota; Agaricomycetes; Boletales; Coniophoraceae. Gene Ontology annotation, molecular function: structural constituent of ribosome. Gene Ontology annotation, cellular component: mitochondrion. The transcript has 3 exons. Bases 28 to 534 code for a protein of 168 amino acids.
CGAAAUUCUGAAAGUGACAAGUCGGACAUGGUCAAAACACUCCCGGGCCCAUCGCGCCUCUCGCAGACGCUCCUCAGGCUCAAGGCCGCCCCGCGUCUGGAGCUCUUGGGCCUCAAGAGGCUGCGCGUCUCGUUCGGCGCCAAGGAGGCGAAUCCGGGUACGAGACAUUUCUUGAAGGAGGAGCUGCCGCGGAUACGGUUCGCGAAUCCUGCGCUGGAGAUAGAGGUCGACCAGCACAAGGACGCGAGGCCGCAGCCUUCGUUGACUGUUGAGCAAGAAAACGGGAGUACGACUGUGAUCGCCAUGGAGAAGAAGUGGUCGAGCGUCAUCGUGAAGGAGCUUAUGGACUUGGCGGGUGGCGACGCUUGGGCGCAGCACAAGGCAGCGGCCACUGCUGCUGGCCAGCCUAUUCUGCCUGGCGAGGAGGAGCGGCAGAAGGCGCUCGAGACCGUCAAGCUGCAGCGUGCUACUCGAGCCGCACAGCCAAAAGUACCAGAACGUCCUCGGACUGGUGCUGCCGCUAUGCUUCCAUAACCCAUCUGUCUGCAUAUUUUUCACGCUAUCACUACCCUUGCAUAAUUUAGACCUGCUUUGCGCUCAUGAAUAGCCGGCCCACCAAGACCAAGAAUGAAGAUAAUUAUUGCUGGC